AUGUUGUUUCCAAAGUUGUUAAGAUACAAUUCCAUAUUAAAGAAUAAGGGAAUCCGUUUAUUCGCGACUAACACGCAACAGCAAACAGAGAAUGUAAGCCCUGUAGUGUAUGAGAAGUUAUUGGGAACCGACAGAGGUAUUGCAUUAUAUGGGUUACACAGUCCCAAAAAUCGCAAUGCAUUGAGUUUCAAUAUGAUCGAAGCUAUGAGAGAAGUCAACCAAUUGAUCAGAGAGGACACCAAAAUAUCUGUAGUUAUACUUCACAGCAUGGUUCCUGGGAUAUUCUGCGCCGGUGCCGAUUUGAAGGAGCGAUUCAAAAUGUCUGAUGAUGAAGUUGCCAAGUUCGUCAAAGGACUCCGAGCAACAUUUAUAGAAAUUGAAGACCUGCCCAUGCCAACAAUCGCGGCUAUAGAAGGUGUAGCUGUGGGAGGUGGCUUGGAGCUGGCCUUAGCAUGUGACAUCCGAGUUGUGGCUGAAACAGCCAAGUUAGGGCUCGUUGAGACUGGUCGGGGUCUUAUCCCUGGGGCGGGGGGUACCCAGAGAUUGCCCAGAGCUGUCAACAUCAAUAUUGCCAAAGAACUUAUUUACACUUCAAGAGUAGUCACUGGCAAGGAAGCAAAGGAAUUAGGCGUCGUCAAUCACGUAGUGCCACAGAACACCGCGAACAAUGCAGCUCUAGAAAAGGCUUUAUCUUUGGGGAGGGAGAUAAUACACAAUGCACCAAUUGCUCUCCGUUGCGCCAAGCAAGCCAUCAAUGAAGGAAUACAACUCAGUAUCAAGGAUGGUUAUGAAGUCGAGCAAAAAUGUUAUGAGAUAAACAUACCCACGAAAGAUCGCAAGGAGGGUAUGAUCUCUUUCAUUGAAAAGAGAAAACCAAUUUACGAAGGCCAUUAG
Messenger RNA from Spodoptera littoralis (African cotton leafworm), 894 nucleotides. The record is from the annotation of a GenBank genome assembly. NCBI's taxonomy places the organism in Eukaryota, Metazoa, Arthropoda, Insecta, Lepidoptera, Noctuidae.